This is a messenger RNA of Archocentrus centrarchus (flier cichlid), 6874 nucleotides long. RefSeq names its product kinetochore associated 1 (gene kntc1). Gene Ontology annotation, molecular function: small GTPase binding. The coding region runs from base 102 to 6731 and encodes 2209 amino acids. Gene Ontology annotation, cellular component: cytoplasm; RZZ complex; kinetochore microtubule. Lineage: Eukaryota; Metazoa; Chordata; Actinopteri; Cichliformes; Cichlidae. Gene Ontology annotation, biological process: mitotic spindle assembly checkpoint signaling; protein localization to kinetochore involved in kinetochore assembly; mitotic sister chromatid segregation. The record is from RefSeq and is a predicted model, not a curated record. The transcript is spliced from 62 exons.
AACCUGCAGCAACCCGCCAAAUUCUAAAGCUAAACACUGUGGCGUUAUGUCGGCGCUUUCUGUUUAAACUAGCUGAUCAUUUCAAUAAAUUGCUCCUGGAAAUGGCGCUGUGGAGCGACGUUGAGCUUCUGACCAACGAGGACACAAACACCGUCCGUUUCGACGGUGUGUCCCGGGAGGAAAACGGCAGUGGCCUGUACCAGGUGGACACACUGGUCAAAAUAUCCAGUGCUAACGAGGUGCAGGCAGAUCCCCGUCUCACGUCCUACAGUGGCUCAAACUGGAGUUUUAUUGUUGCUGACAAGACAGUCAUCAUGUUUGAUCAGAGCUAUCAGAGCAUCCUCCUGCUCCUUAAUUUUGAAACUGAUGUGGAUGCCAUUGAUGUAUGCCUGAAGGGAAAGUUUCUGGUAGUUUGUGAAAGAAAUGGUAAUCUUCAUUUGAUCUACGUUCCACAAAAGAGGAUCCUCCUAACCAGGGCUUUGGUUGAGAAACCAUCCAAUGGCAAUAAGAAAACCUACCGCUAUCUCAUCAUGGAUGAGGACAAGGCAUCCUCAGGGAUGUACUACAUGUUCCUUCUUAUAAAGGAUGGUUUUUUCUACAUUACAAACCUUUCCUUGGCAAAGCUUGAGACAGCCAUUGAAAAAAUGGAUGUAGGAGCUCUGAAGGAGCUCCAGUCUCUGAUCAAGAUAGAUUUUUACUCCACCGAGGUUUACCAUGAGGAGGGUUGCAGUACAGCAGUGAUGUUCAGUCUGGGUCAUGAAGUCCACCUAAUGAUUGGGGGCGAUAAAGAAAAUGUUUUGACUCACUGGAUGAUGGACCCUUGUCAGGCAAAGAUGUGCUUUGCCCAGUCUGUCAACAGCAGCUUAAUUCCAGGUGUGAGAAAGAUGAUGGUGGUUGAUAAUCUCUUGUACAUCCUUGACACUGAGGAUGUUCUGAGUCUUUGGGACCUGCACUUCCUUGUCAUGAUUCACUGUUGGCCGGAUCUCGCCAUUCAUGACUUUCAGCUCACCGCAGAAUGCGGCUCUGCCUCCAUGGUGGCCCAAGACAAGGGCAGCAUGAAGAUGAUCACGCUGACAAAGCAAGACAACAGUCAGAUCAGCUCACUGCAAAUCCGAUUCCUGCCUUCUAUGACUAUUUGCUACUCUCUUGAUGUUUCCUCAGUCUCGUGUCUCGUCCAUACAAAAAUAAACAUGGAUGCAAUUUUUUUAGUUGAGGGGAUCUGUGAGAACCCAGAGAGUCGAGGAGAGCCAGUAGCUUCUGUUGUUGUCCGAUGCUUCACAGAGGCGUUGCCUGAGAACAGGCUGAGCAGACUUCUUCACAAACACAUGUUUGAAGAGGCUGAAAAGUUUGCCAUUGCAUUUGAACUGGAUUUAGAGCUUGUCUAUAAGGUGAAGCUUGACUUUGUGCUGGAGCAGCUGGCUUCAGCAUCAGUAGGUGGUUAUGGAGAAAAUGUGUGGUCUGAACUAGUAGAAGAAGCCAAGACCAAUCUGAUGAAGAUCACAGAUGAGCAGUAUGUGGUGGAAUACUGCCUCAAGGCUCCAUGGCCUACCUUUGAGACAGCAGAGAAGAUGCUAAACCAUGCUGCCACGCGAUACUCCUCAUUACAGAUUCAAGAGGCCUUGGCCAGAUUGGCCACCUUCUGCAGCCUCCACAGUGUAGAAAAAUUCAAUGGAAUUGCUUGGAUUGAGUUUCUGAACAGCACUGAUAAUCUCGGAGAUAUUCUCACCCAUUUAAGAGAAGGAGACAUGAAGGGCGCACAGCUUCUUUGGCUCAGAUCCGAGGGACAGAUUGCAGCAGAGUUCCAUGAGAGGAGCCUUGAAACCAUCCUCAGUGCCAUCCCAGAGGACCUGCCCUCACAAGACCUCUGUCCAUGGUUUAGGACAGUUUUUGUCCCUUUUGUGAGGAGAGUGGUCCCACAAGGGCAGAGAAUCCUGGCAAAGUGGCUCGAGCAGAAAGCAAGAAAUCUGGAGCUAACAGAAAAGGGUGCGUGGCCUCAGAAUGGGUUGGACUUGGCUGUGCUUGGACUGCCCUCUUUAUGGACAUGGAUGAAAUCUGAUAACAGUAAUUGUGUAGAAGAGGUGGAGAGCCUUAAGUCCCUGGUGUCCAACCUACGUCAGCUCCUGGACCUCCAUCGGAAAUACAACUGCACACUUUCCCUUUCAGUCUUUGAAAAGAGGACUGUGUGGAGUGUGGCCUUUUUCAUGCUGGACAAAGUGCCGGCUCCGGAGCUGAUCGCUGCCACAGUGGAGAAUAGCGUCAAGCCGUACGCUAAAGAGCACGAGAUUCCUUUUGAUGAGCUGCUUCUGCAGUACAUCAAGGAUUUGCUGGAGCGCUGCAGUUCUCAGACUACAACACUUUUCACAGAAUGGGAAGCUAAAGCGGUGGCUGUGCUGGGCUGCAUGACUGACACUGAUCUGAUGGUUAAUGCUGUACUGGAGAUCAUGCAGAAAGCUGUGGUACCCUGGAGUAACGUCGUGGAAAAACUGGUUGAGCAGUACCUAGAGAUGGAUGGACCAAAACAGGAGCUGUUAAAAGAGAGCUACCGUCUGAUGGAGAUCAGGAAACUUCUCAGGGGAUACGGCAUCCGCAAUUUCAACCUGUCUAACAGCACCCAAAUUAUGACGCUGAUUAGAUACAUCAUCAAGCAAGACUUGCCAAUGUCCUUAGAAGAUUCGCUGACGUUAGCUGAGGCAUACAAACUACCAACAUCCCAGAUAAAUUACCUGUAUGUCAUCCAGCUCAUAGGCCAAGGCAAGACUGAGGAAAUAUUGACUCUCCUGAAGAAGUUGUCGCCUGCAGAGGCAGAGUGUGUGAUUGACCGUCUCACGUCGUGGGCUAGGAUGCAGCUGGAGGACAAAGACCACAUAUCUGAUGAGCACAAGAAACAUCAGAUGGUCAUAGCUCAGGUGAUGGUGGAGGCUCUGAAAUACCUGCAUAUAAUCCAAAAAUGCGACGCUCUUAAAAGUGUGGAGUGUGAGAACAACCUCGUCAUGUUCAAGGCGAUCGCCCACCUGCAGGAGGACUUUGACGUUUUCUUCACUCCCUCCAACUAUGAGGAUCCAAACAUUCGAAAACAGAUCCAGGAGCAUCACAUCACAGCCUACGAAAACACCCGUGGACGCCGUUCACAUAAGGGGAAGGCCAUGGCGACUCUAGUUGUGGCUAACGAUCCAGAUGGCAAGACCAAAACUAUAUCCACAGAAGCUGGUUUGCGUCGUCUGGGGAGGCAGCUGCAGCGUACCGAGCAGGAGCUCUGGUCUGACUUGGCCUUACGAGCUCUGAAAGUGGGCAAAGUGGACAAGGCCCUCAAGAUCCUGAGUGAGCUGUAUGAGCACCACUAUAACAGCAGCACAGGGAAGGUUUUGUUCACUGCUGCCAAGAUGUUAUGCCAGAUGCUGGAGGCAGAUGUCCCCAUGGUGCUUCCAGAUGACAUGGAUUUGCCAGCAGUCAUCCAUGAUCUGGCCUGUCAAGCUAUCACUGUGUGUCACUCAGAUCUUCUCCUGGAUUGCCUGGAACUUUGCAAGUGCACACGGAUAGCUAUGGAUGUCUAUCAUCAGUGUCAGUUAUCAGACAACUAUGGUUUCAUAGCCAAGGAUUUGACUCUGGAGGCAGAAAAAGACCCUUACUCUCAGUGGAGUUUUCAAGAUGUUUUUAAUGAAGAUUGCAUUGUUCUGGACCCGGUGUCAGUGCUGCCUGUCCAGUAUGAAAUUACCAACUGCUUGCUGCCUAUUUCUCGAGAUACCAAAUUGUACCCUCUGGACUGUUCCUGUCUGUCACACUGCUCAUUUGAAGAUGGUUCAAACUACCUGCGGCCUCUGCUCGGCCCCCUGGGCAACAUAUUACAGAUGUUGCAGGAGUGCAGUCAGAUGGAGUUGGCCCUCAGAGUGCUGGUCAACGCAUACAGCAGCUGCCUGCAGCACGUCACCUCAAACGUCAUGGAUAUAAAGCUAAGCGUACAGCUUUAUGAUACACAAGAGCUUAAGAAGUACAACCUGUGCCUGAACGAUCUCAGGAAGACGACUACAUCUACUCUGAAUGCUGUAGCUGUGGCGCUCUUGAACAAGGUGUUCAACUGGAGGGUGGUGGAUUGUGAUUUGGCUAUUGGUCUCUGCACACUCCUCUCCAAAGCAGAAGUUUUCAAAACACUGUGGAAAGUUAUUGACAACACCUGGCAAAACUAUGACAAAAUUUUGGCUGUGGCGAAGAUUGGAGCAAACCUCUGUUGUUUAUACAAUGAGGUGGAGGAGCAGAAGAAGUUUCUCUCUGUCAUCACUGAUGCUGAGUGGGGAAUCAAGCUUGGCAAGUUGGAGAUAUCGAUCCAGCCUGUGUUCCGUCAGCGACCUGAGAUGAAGGGCAGUCUGAUCCCUGUUUUGGUGAAAAACAGGAGGAUCACCCCAGACAUUAUCCUCCAGUACUGCAGUACCUAUGGCCUAGACCAGGAUAGUGUAAUCAACCAGUACAUUACCACCUUACUCCUGCACCAGGAGGAUGAGGAAGGGGCAGGUGACCCAGCUGCAGGUCAGGAGGAGGUGCAGCCUCUGAGUCACGCUGACGCACUGGAACGAGUCCUGCAGAUUAUCCCAAUGUUACACAGCACCAGCGAGCUCACAGACAGCCUCUGUGCUGCCAUAUUCAAGCUUAGCCCCUACAACUACGAGAGAAUUGAAGUGGUGCUGAACAUCAUACAGGCUGCAGAUGAGAACGUGACCAGCCUCUCCGUUGGUCAGGCAAUGGGUCUCCUCCAGCAUCUGAAGUCCUACAAGCGAGUCUCUCCACCCUCAGACAUGGAGAACACGUAUCUUCUUGAAAACAGUCUGCUGCCAAACCCCCUUUCCGGUAGCCGACUUCCUUUCCAACUGCUUAUGCAGACCAAACAUUACUGGAAGAUUAUUUCUCCUGAGCUCAGUGAGGAAACCUUCCCCACACUUCUACUGAUUAGCAAACUCAUGAAGGUUAGCCUUGACAAGCUCUACAUGUCAGCAGCAAACCAUGUGUUUGAGAAGAAGAUGAAGCCUUUACUCUUAGAGCAAAGGAAAAUGGGUCAGGGACAUGGCCAAAAUAAGGAGACUAUAAAGGUGGCCAAGACUAUGAUGAAGUACAUCCAGUGCAUUCAAAGUCUGGAGUGGGCUGCUGCCACGGCCCACAAGAUAACCCAGGAGCUUCCACCAGGCUACGAGAAGACACAAUCACUUAGGUUCUGUUUGGCUCUUGGAGAUGCUUGGCUGAAGGAUCCACACCUUGACGAGGCAGCGCGGGCCAGAGGAGAGACCUUUCUAUCCAAGUUGAAGCUGCAGUUUCAGCGCUCAGCAACUGAGAAUACUUUGAUAACUAGUCAGCUGAACAGCCCGGAGUACCUGAAACUGACUGGGCUACCAGCCAGGCUCAUAGUGGCCCUGUACGAGCACAACAGUGUGGAACAGCGUUACAAAGAGUCAGGAGGUCAGACGUAUCCAGACAUACAUGCUGCUGUUAAGGAGAUUGCAGCAAUCAACAAUGUGGAUCUUCUAAAAAUCCGUAACAUGUUGUUAGAAAAAUGGAUCUGUAAGACCGGCCCAGCGGUGGUCAAGGAUGUUGGUAAUAGUGACUGUGUCAGCAACAUUGAGGAAGACCCAGACUUGAUGAGGGUGGUGUACAUGCUGCAGUCCUGCGCAAUGGAAGAUGCUGUUCGUCUUCUAAACCCUAUCCUAACUGCAGAAACCUGGCCGCUUAGCGCAUCUGGACCUCGUCUGACCUUCUGCCAUCGGACUCGAGUGCUGCUCUGUCUCAUUCGCCUCGCUGAUUCAGAAACUCUGGAGGCUAAGUUGCAGAUUCCCAGCACCAAAAUCCCAUAUUACCUGAAGUGUUACAUCUUUGUCUCUCAACUGGAAGCAUUAAACAUCCCGUACACAGUUCAGUCCUUCCUCAAUAGUCCCAAAGAGGGUUUGGUUAAAGGGCUUUGGAAGAACCACAGCCAUGAGCCUCAGGCUGUGCGGUUGGUGGCAGACCUGUGCCUGGAGUACCAGGUUUAUGACCCUCAGCUGUGGAACAGUCUACUUCAGAAGCUGCUGGGCUUCAACCUGAUCAGCCACCUCCAGAAGGUUCUAGAGGAAAUCGUGGCUGUGCCUGCUUUGUGGGAGAUUUCAAGUUUCUCCCGGACCUGGAGGAGCAUGAUACUGGCACCUUUUGUCUCAGCUUCUGUUCCCCUGAGUCCAGAUCAGCAGGCUACGCUCUACAGAACCUUUGUUCUGCUCCUCAAGUGCCCAUUCUUGUUGAAUCUGGAUUUGAUCGGAAUUGCCAAUCGCUUUGCACAGUUCAAUCUGCCCGCUUUCGCCUUGGGAACGCUCCUCCUCAUUCCCUGUGCCAGUAAGAAGGAGCAGCAAAUUCAGGGCUUUCUCUCGGUCUGUAACCCGCUUGCCAUCCUUGAACAAGUGGAUGAGCUUAUGAACACUGGGGAACUGGCUGGUAUUCCUUCACAGGUCAGGGAGACUGUAUUAACUUUUAUCAGUGAAAAUGGACAACACCAGAAACUGCUGAUGACGAAACACUUCAACCAUCUGAAGCAGCUCGUAGUGUCGAGGGGGCAGCCUAACCACGUGAAAGAUUUGGUGGACUAUCUGAUCAGUCAGAACUGUCAGGAUGAUGCAGACUCGCUCGCUCGUCAGUACAUGAAACACAGAGCGCAUCAAAGAGGGGAAACGCUGACAAAUGGCUCCCCGUCACCGAGCUGCCUGAAGGACUUUCUUAUCUUGUAAAAUGGAGUAUUGGGAUAAACCAGCACUAUUUCUUCAGCCAUAUUUAUAUAAUCCUUCUUGGUCUGUUUUGGGCUGAGAUGCAGUAUUUGCACUUGACAUUUAUCUUUCAGCUGUAAUGUUUGAAUAAACGGUAUUAUUGAAAA